AUGCCUUCUAUAAGAAAAAUAAAGCAAAGAAUUGAAGCAUACAAAAGCACGGUCGCUCUGCUAAACAAUAAAAUCCGAAGACUCGAAACAAAAGUUGGCGGGGGAUCAGAAAAUCUGCAGGAUAGUAUUGAGGAGGGGGAAAUCCGGAAGAAAACAAAAGAAAAAAGAAAGAGGAGGCUUGACGAGUGCAGCAAUGAAAUAAAAUUGCUGGAUAUUGAGGAUAAGGCAAAGAACAGCAUGCCAGACGCUCUCAAGGAGAUAUUCGACACGUUUAAUAUAAUGGACCAGUCUGAAAUAAGAAGGAUAUUCUUAAAACUACUGCCAUAUUUAGACAACUCCUUAAAGUAUGUCAUUCUCCACGACAUUAUUCUUUUCUCGCGGGACCUAGACAAAUACUCUCUGGUGUACAGUAUUCUAUACCAUGAUGCAAUUGAGAAGGAUGGAAGCGAGGUAAGCGAUGUGCUUGAGACCAUUUAUUACUAUAGCAUUGCAGAGGAAGCAGUUGACGGACUGAAGAGCAGGUGCAUUAGCAUUCUUGAGAAGUAUGCAGGACGGCCUGUUUUUAUUGACGGCCAAGUGGCAGCUGAAGUAUUUGAUGCAGUCACCUCCAUUCGCCUCUACUCAAAAGUGCUGGACUGGUGCUGGACGUACAAUGAAUUUAUUCGGGAUAUUCUGCACCCAGAGCUGAAAAAGCCAGAUGGCGCGUUUGCAGUUCUUGUGCUUUCCGCCAUAUAUGCCGAGUGGACUAAGUCUCUUUCUCCACACAAGAGUCUGGAGUAUGUCAUUCAGAUCCUUGACAAAGUGGCAGGCGUGGGAACUGGAGAAGAGAUCAUCCCAUCAAUGCACUCAAUUGAGGCCCAGCUAGCAAGUGCUAUUAUGCUGCGCCAGUUUAGGCCUGGGGCUUCUGUUAAGUGGCACAGAAAAAGAACGGACGAUGCGCCGCUGGAAACAUCAAGAUUAAUCGAUGAUGUCUGGAAAAUAUCAUUUUUGUAG
Nematocida ausubeli is the source of this 993-nucleotide messenger RNA. RefSeq lists its product as uncharacterized. Bases 1 to 993 code for a protein of 330 amino acids. The transcript has a single exon. NCBI's taxonomy places the organism in Eukaryota, Fungi, Microsporidia. The record is from RefSeq and is a predicted model, not a curated record.